AUGCUCGCUGCUAGGAACACUCCCAGGGCGCUCGCACGCUGCGCCAGGCCCGCUGCCGCUUCCGCCGCGCGCCAAACGCUCCUCUCGCGCGCUUCCCUCACCGCCGGAGUCGCCCGCACCGCACCCAGACUCGCAGCACCCGCCUUUUCCCGCUCGUUCCAUGCGUCGCCGCUCACCCUCGGAUACUGGCAUGUUGCGGCGGGACUGACAAAGCUUUGUCCCGCAGACGAGAUCGUCAAGGUUCCGUCCAUGGCCGAGUCCAUCACCGAGGGAACCUUGAAGCAGUGGCUCAAGCAGAAGGGCGACUAUGUCGAGGCCGACGAGGAGGUCGCCACCAUCGAGACGGACAAGAUUGACGUCGCGGUCAACGCGCCCAAAGCCGGCGUCUUGACCGAGUUGCUCGCCAACGAGGAGGACACGGUCGCGGUCGGCCAGGACCUCUUCAAGCUCGACCCGAAUGGAAAGGCCGAGGGCGGUGCCAAGAAGGAGGAGGCGCCGAAGGAGGAGCCCAAGCAGGAGGAGCCCAAGAAGGAGGAGCCGAAGAAGGACGAGUCCAAGCCCGAGCCAAAGAAGGAGGAGGCCAUCCCCGAGGCCAAGUCUGAGUACCGCAAGCCCGACUCGGCGCAGCCUGCGCCCAAGGCUCCCGAGCCCUCGAAGAAGGAGGAGGGCAAGACGGCGCCUCAAAGCCCGGCUGCUGCUGCGCCCAAGGGCUCGAGGAACGAGACGAGGGUCAAGAUGUCGCGCAUGCGUGCCCGCAUCGCCGAGCGCCUCAAGGAGGCCCAGAACACCGCCGCCUCGCUCACGACCUUCAAUGAAAUCGACAUGUCGGCUUUGAUGGCCUUCCGCGCCAAGUACAAGGAGCAGGUCCUCAAGGACCACGGCGUCAAGCUCGGCUUCAUGUCGGCCUUCGUCAAGGCGUCGACUAUCGCUCUCCGCGAGUUCCCCGCCGUCAACGCCUCGAUCGAGGGAACCGGCACCAGCGCAGAGAUCGUCUACCGUGACUACGCAGACGUCUCGGUCGCCGUCUCGACCCCCAAGGGCCUCGUCACCCCUGUCCUCCGCAAUGCCGAGCAGUACAAUUUUGUUGAGAUUGAGCGCGAGAUCGCCAACCUCGGCAAGAAGGCUCGCGACGGCAAGCUGACGCUCGAGGACAUGAACGGCGGUACCUUCACGAUCUCUAACGGCGGCGUCUUUGGCUCGCUGUACGGCACGCCUAUCCUCAACCCGCCUCAAUGUGCCGUCCUUGGGAUGCACUCUAUUGUCGACCGGGUCGUGGCCAGGGAUGGACAGGCGGUUAUUCGGCCAGUCAUGAAAAUCCUUCACCACCGCGUUAUCGACGGCCGGGAGGCGGUCUCCUUCCUCGUCCUCAUCAAGAAGCUCAUCGAGGACCCCGCCCUCCUCAACCUGUACAACUAG
Molecule: messenger RNA, 1416 nt
Organism: Rhodotorula toruloides NP11
Lineage: Eukaryota; Fungi; Basidiomycota; Microbotryomycetes; Sporidiobolales; Sporidiobolaceae
Product: 2-oxoglutarate dehydrogenase E2 component (dihydrolipoamide succinyltransferase)
Exons: 11
Coding region: 1-1416 (471 amino acids)
Biological process (GO): tricarboxylic acid cycle
Cellular component (GO): oxoglutarate dehydrogenase complex
Molecular function (GO): dihydrolipoyllysine-residue succinyltransferase activity
Source: RefSeq, a predicted model, not a curated record